CUCGUUCUGUGAGCACAGCCUACCUUUCUUCCACUCGUCCACAACGUGUAUCCUGCAAUAUGAGCGCGAGCAAGCCUACCGCAGCGUUUAGCGUCGUCAAAGGAUCGUGAUGCUGCGCCGCAAUCAUGCCUCAAAAACUGCCUUCGAAAAAGGACGCCGCCAGUUGACGUUCAGGCGCCGUGUUCAGGAAGACAUAUAAGCCAACGGCCGCACGCUGGCGUUCAGUUUUCGGUAUCAUGUUUGACAUGGACUUACCGGGUAGCGCAAGAUCGCAUAGAGUUGCUUUCAUUUCUGGCCACAUUGACCUGCCUGAAGGACAAUUUCUAGAGCACUACCAGACAGCACUAGACACUGCCAUCGCCGCACACGAUGAGUUCAUCCUUUCCAAUGCCGGAGGCGCAGACAGCCUGGCAUUACAGUACCUUCUUCAGCACGCCGUAGAGCCUUCCCGGAUCACAAUCUACAUCCAUACCCCGCCCGAGCACCGCCAGAAGAACUCGAACGCGACGAUGCGGGAAGUCAAUGAGCUGCGUACCGGAGACGCUACACUCGAAAAUUAUCGACAGCAAGGUUUGAAUGUGCAGGUAAUCAAUGGAAGGCACACGCAACGAGACGCUGCAAUGACCGCGGCGAGCGACUAUGAUAUCCUCUGGGUUCGCUCGGAUGAAGAGACGAAGCUGUUGUAUGGGCAAAAGUAUCGGCCUGAUCGGAUAAGUGGGACACAAAAGAACAAGAACAGAAGAGAUGAAGUCGCACAGGAACGACAAUGA
Cercospora beticola is the source of this 770-nucleotide messenger RNA. RefSeq lists its product as uncharacterized. The record is from RefSeq and is a predicted model, not a curated record. Lineage: Eukaryota; Fungi; Ascomycota; Dothideomycetes; Mycosphaerellales; Mycosphaerellaceae.